Molecule: messenger RNA, 1178 nt
Organism: Paramecium sonneborni
Lineage: Eukaryota; Ciliophora; Oligohymenophorea; Peniculida; Parameciidae
Source: the annotation of a GenBank genome assembly
UAAUAAUGCAAAAGGUUUUAAGGUUUCAUUUUGGUGUCUUGUCAAGACCUAAAUUACACAUAUAUGAUAGAGGUAGCAAACACACUCCAUCAGGAAUCAGAGCUACAAUACAUGGAGGUACUAGUUUUUCAGGAAUAUACAUGGGUGGUAUACUUGGAAAUAUUGGUUCUGAAUUAAUAUUCCCUCAUAAUCAUUAGUAAAAAAUUUGAUUGAUCUAUAUAGAUACAAUUAUGAAGAUCAUGUAAGAGAAUUGAAAACAACAUCUGGACCAGGUCAAAAUUGGCUUUUACAUGAUAUGAAUUAUGAUAAUAAAGAAAUGAUAGAAUGGACUAUGAAAAAUUCAAAUGUAGUAGUAAAUUUACUUGGACCAAGAAAACAUCUUAAAAAUAGAAAAGAUUUUGAAUGGAUUAAUAUAAUAGUACCAAAAAGAAUAGCAGAAGCUUGUGCUAAGAAUCCAGGAGUGAUUAGAUUAAUUCAUUUUUCAGCUUGUGGUGCAAAUCCUCAUGCAGAAUCUUUAGAUCUUUAAACAAAAUAUAUAGGUGAAUAAGAAGUAUUAUAUAUAAAAAUAUAUAGGUACUUAAUGCUUUUCCAAAUGCUACAAUAUUUAGACCUAGUGUAAUGGUAGGAGAUAAUGACGAUUUUGCUUAUCACUGGCAAGUGUAAAAGAGAUACUUUCAUAAUUUCAAUAUUGUUCCAGAUAAUUGUUAAGCUAAAAGAUAACCUGUAUUUUGAUAAAAUUGAUAAAGAUAUUUGUUUAAGAUGUUGCUUAAGCAAUGUUAAAUGCAUUGAAAAUGCCAGAAACAAUAGGUUAGACAUAUGAAUUGGGAGGACCUCAUGUUUAUACAUUGUUAGAAUGCUAUGAAAUGUUUCACAAUAUUGUUUAAAGACCUCCAAAAUUGGCUCAUGUUGAUAAAUAAUUAUUAUUGAAGAUUGGUAUUAAGAUUACUAUUUAAUUUAUAGCUUAAUAUAUUCCAAAUUGGAAAUAUUUUAAUAUUGAUUACAUUCUGAAACACGGAGAUGAUAUGAUAGUUCAAUAAGGAUCUAAAACUAUUGAUGAUUUAUGUGUUAGACCUCUCUCACUUACUUAAGCUCUUUAAAAUAUAUUCUGGGAUAUUUAAGCAAGAUAUGGAGGUUCAAGUGAAUUAUAUGAGAGAUGAAUUUAUAUAUCUAAAGUUAUG